GGAGCGACAGCCAAUAGAAACUCAGAUGCAAAUGAGGUUUAAACGUGUCCCAGGAACCUGGAGUUUCGCGCGUAGCUCCUCUGCAGCUCCGUGUGUGUGUGUGUCCGUGGAGCUGGACGCGGCUCCCGAUAUAUCGAACAAGCGGAGAAAAUGACACGUCGACACAGCAGCAGGAGUCAACCCCGCGGAACGAGAUGAAUAAGCAGCGUCUCUUGGCCGCGGAAGGCUCCGACGGUUCGGAGAAAAGCUCCACCACCGGGACCCUCACCCCGCAGACCGCCCUCAACGAGGCCGCCUUCGUGGGACCGCAUGACGGCCUGAAGUUCCCUGCACCUCCCGGGCCCUCCGCCACUACAGCAACCGGCUCAGAGCAGCAGACACGUCCACGCGAACAAGCCCAGGCAAAGAGAAGACUGAAGCUGGAAGCCAGUUACACUGAGGAUGAAGGUGGAGCUUCCAAAGCCAAGAGGCCCAUGGACUCGACUCUUCACAACACGGGACAAAAGACCCCCUCAAGACCUGGUCCCGCCCCCAAUCCCAUAACAAACAUUUCUAUGAUUGAGAGGUCGCGAAAUGACACCUCGCUCAGUUUGCUGACACGGAGGUUUAUAGAACUGCUGAGGAACUCCCCUAGUGGCGUGAUCGACCUAAACUUAGUCACCAUUCAGCUCAAUGUCGCAAAGAGGCGUAUUUACGAUAUCACCAACGUCCUUGAGGGGAUCCGGCUCAUCAAAAAGAAGUCUAAAAACAUAUUUGAGUGGAUGAAUACUCCAAUCAGUAGAGAAGAGGUUGAAAAAAUGGACGCUCUCAUUGAGCAGGAGAGGAAGCUGGACGAGCUGAUCGAGAGCUGUAUGUGGAAAGUUCAGGAGAUGUCGGAGAACCAGUACACUCAGAGAUUUGCCUAUUUGACGCAUGAGGAUGUUCAGAUGAUCCCCAGUCUGAAAGAACAGACUGUGAUUUUGAUCAAAGCUCCUCCUGAGACAAAACUGGAGGUCCCACAUCCAGAGGAGAGGCUCCAGGUCCACAUCAGAAGCACCCGGGGACCCAUUGAUGUGUUCUUCUGCUCCGAUGACCCCGUCUCUUCGGUCGGCACAGAUGUCUCUGUGGCCAAUGACAGCUACUCGAACUUGUCCACCCGUGGGAAUGACUCCGUCCCAGUUUCGUCUGACUCCUCCUUCGCCCAUGUGUCUCCCAAAGAUGAUGCUAACAAUACACCCGGAAUCAAUAGUAUCUGCAACACGCUGUCCGAUCCGACACAACAUUCAUCACCGGUUACUGUUGCCCCCGCCUCCCUCGCGCCCACCUCCCUCACCUCCCUACAACCCCCCUCUGAAGACCAGCAGAGCUUUGUCACUCUCGCCUCACCCCUGGCCUUCUCUGUUGAUGGGGAGCAGUACCUCCUGAGCCUGGCUGAGAACGGGGGCAUCACUGACCUCUUCUCCUCUGUCGACCAGGAGCAAUUGCCAGUGAAGAUGCCCCUUGUCUGAGCAGCUGUUCUUUUUGAAAUAAUCAAUAAUUUUGGCAGCAGUGGAUAUCUUCACACAAACAGGAUAUCACAGGGAAUGAAAGUACCGCUCUAAAUAUGCAUUUUUAAUAUAUAUCCACAUUUAUCUUUCCUGGAAGAUGUAACUCUGAUUUACUCACACUCAGGUAUGUGAAGGUAGAUGCAACACAAACAUUUUACAUAGCUUUAUUGCAAUGACCGUAUUGUUCUGAAUACUAAGGUAGAUGUCUACGACUUGUGGACUUAAAGGAAACUGAAUCAGAGUUCCUGUCGUGAACAUGAAGGAUCUUUCUCAACACAGCCAGAAGAUUUAGACGUCCGUUUGGCAUUUUUAUCUGCAGACAUUCCUGUUUUAAAUACUCCUGAAACUUUGUUGCUCUUGUUGGACUUCAAGCAAAAAGCACCACAUUGGAUGGUGAUUGUGCAGACCACAACCGCAUGUUUAAUAAGUUCAGUUUCUUUUCUGAUUUCAAAGGGUUAGUCCCUCAUCACUUUGCACUGACAUAGAAAUGCCCCACUUGUCUUGAGUUGCUGAAGUAAUGAUGCCUCAUGUCUGAAUAAUGUGCCUGGUAUUGGAUACACUGAAUUUAAUAACACUGACAAACUGUAUGUAAUGGGGAUCAGUCAUUUUUAAGGUGUUGGAUUGGUGCUUUCCUGUCAGCUAAGCUCGACAAACUACAGCAUAACUCAGUCGGUCUGGCUUUUGGCUUCACAGUUUUCUCAGGGCUCUGGGACCUUUUACUAGAAGUGCAAUUUUACAUUUGUUUGACUCAAAAUAUUUAUGGCAUUUCCCAAAGUUUGACAUAAUACAUUUUGAGUUCAUGAUUUGAUAGCAGUGCUUUAUCCCGGACAUUGUGUCAACACUCCUUUUUAUAAAGUCUACUUCACAUAAUACGAUUUUGUUACUCCUGCUGAAUGAUCGCGUUCGUGCGUGUGUGCGUAUGUGUCACGUGUGUCGCGUAUGUCCGUGCGUCGCAUACGUGUGUGUGCGUUGUGUGAAUUACCCAGCAAUCUGCAAGUCUUAUAGUAUGUACUCAGCUUUGGUGGUGAAGAAUUGUCAGGCUCUCCAAUUCACUGACUGCUUUUUGAGAUGUGAAACAUCUCAGCAAGUCAUUUUCUCAGGUACAGAUGCAGCCCGUCAUCAACCCUGUUGCUGUUGAUAAACACGGCAUUAUUUGGCUACACUGUGACUUGAUACCGACUAAGCUAAGAAAUCUCUUUUAUGUAGAAAAACUGGUUCUUGACCAUAGAGAAUGUAGCUCUCGUAGUGUCAAAUCAACCAGGGAGAGUGAAAGGUUUGGAGUGACCUUUGAUGCUUGAGCUUCUUGUGUGAGUACUGCUUAAAGUACAAGAAAAUAAAUCUUAUCUAUAUAUGAAAAGGUUGUCAUUUUUAGCAUGUAAACCCUUAAAAACCUAAUACAGAAGGUGCCAGACCUUUGUUGUAGAGCUGAAAAAAUAACAGAAAACAAAUCUCCAACAAUUUUCAUAUAUAUUUACACACACAUAUAUAUAUAUAAUUCCAUUUUAAUCAUUUUAAAAUAAAAAAUUCAAAAUAUUUGCUGGCCCUAGCUUCUUAAAUAUGAGGAUUUUAUGCUUUUUGGGUCAAACAUGAGACAUCUUUGGAUGUAGUAAAUUAGAACAGGAUGAAUCACUGAAGCUGGUUAAAGAAUAAUUCCACUGGUGGGUUUGGGUGUAAUGUCAUUAAGAAAACUAUUACAGGGCAGUUUUGAGGAUUAUUGAGAAUGUGACACUAAAGGUUUAAUGUCAGUACGUUGUGUUUUUUUUAACCUGCUGUUCAGAGCGUCCACAUCAUGGAUUUCUUAAUAUUAUAAUUUUUUAAUCCUCAGUUGACAAUGAGUUUGUGUCCAGACUGCUGUGCACCAAAGUUGUGCCCACAGACCUUGAGGGCUAAAUGGCUGUUAAGUGAAGGUAAACUUACUGUCAAACUGAAAUAAAUGCCUGGUUACA
This is a messenger RNA of Paralichthys olivaceus (Japanese flounder), 3472 nucleotides long. The record is from RefSeq and is a predicted model, not a curated record. Lineage: Eukaryota; Metazoa; Chordata; Actinopteri; Pleuronectiformes; Paralichthyidae.